Molecule: messenger RNA, 2056 nt
Organism: Aspergillus ibericus CBS 121593
Lineage: Eukaryota; Fungi; Ascomycota; Eurotiomycetes; Eurotiales; Aspergillaceae
Exons: 4
Coding region: 304-1935 (543 amino acids)
Source: RefSeq, a predicted model, not a curated record
CUUAUUCUUUGUUCGCGUGUGGACCCCGCCUGUUUAAAUGGCUCGCGUCGGCCUCAGCGUUCCCCUCCGCAUUCCCACGUUCGCUGGCAGCCGGCCUUCACCAUGGGCCCCCAGCAUCUUUACACGCUGGCGGAUCAAGGGGAAGCUGAAGUGGAAGCCGAAACAAGCAGAGAGACAACAACAGAUGCGUCUUCACUGCGAAAGAAUGAACCGUAUUCCGAUGAGCCUCCGAUAACCCCUUCCUCGAUCGCAUCCUCGUUGGAGAAGGGGACUACCGUCACAUCGCGGUGGACCAUCGGAUGGAUGACCCCAGGGUCUAUUGUCACUUGCUUUCUUUUAGCGGCCUCUCUGGCCUCCAUGCACCUGGGCCUCUUUCAUUGGCUGGACCAGCGGGAAGUCACCAAGACCAUCAAGCAGCCCUAUGUGACGGCGCUCUCAGUGGUCUUCGUCAAUGCUUUUCGGACUUUUCUCGCCGCUGCACUGGGUAUGUCCUUCAUCCAGAUGCUGUGGAAAGAUUUACGCGCCCGCCCGAUGCGCAUCGGCGAUCUCGAUUCGUUCCUCUCCGUCUUGACCAACCCCCUCUACCUCGGGCAGGUACAACUCAUAGGAGUAGCCCCGAUUCCAUUCAUAUGCGCUCUCAUCUGCUGGUGCAUUCCCAUCGCCAUGAUCUUCCCUGGCGGCGCCCUGACCGUGGAGCCCAAGUCAGUGCACAUCCAGACCAAUCAGUCCGUUCCAACAUUUGACCCGACCUUCGUGGGAAACGGGACCUUUCAGGGCAUGAUGGCGCAGGCACUAUGGCAACCGGACGAUUUUGACGCGUACAGCGGACCCACGAACAAGCUCACACGCGUCGCAAGACAGGCCAUCAUGGCCGGCCAUUACCUCCCCUCAUCCUCUCCCUGCGAUACCGACUGCACAUACACGAUAAGCAUGCUGGGUCCCAGCUUCGAGUGUCGCAACUACUCCUCCCCUGAUCUGUACAGCUGGGUCAACAAGACCUACCCGCAGACUCAAUCCUGGGAGUAUCUCUACAUCGCCUCAGCGGACUAUGCUGCGCGCACCAACCAAUCCGAAUAUAUCCUCGACUUCGAGCUCCGCUGGAUGCAGAACGGCGAGUAUCAGAACCUCACCUGUCGAGCAUACGAAUCCACCUACACCCUGGACAUCGCCUACACCGGCAGCACACAAUCCAUCGCCACGACCGUCCACCCCAUCCGCCAGCUCAACAGCUCCGGUCUCUACGACGACUACGGCAUGUACCCCCAAACCGGGACCAAGAAUUCACGCAUCAACGCAACCACAACCGGAGCCAGCGGCGGCAACGUCACGGACAUCUACCGUCGGGCCAACCUCGCCGCCAUCCAAGACUCACUAGUCCUUGCGCUGUCCGGGUACAUCGAUAUAUUCCUCCUCCACAACCAACCCACCGCCAACACCAUAAUCUCCCUCUCAAACCUCUACACCGGCCCCGCCUCCACCCCAACCUUCAACAUCACCCCCAUAUCCAUCCAAUCCCUCCUCCAAAACAUCACCCUCUCCCUCCUCACCCUCAACCAAUCCACCACCCAAACAACCAUCACCAACACCAUCACCAUGAACGUCUACACUUUCAACCGCCCCGCCCGGCUCAUCACACCCUACUUCGUCUGUCUGGGCGUCGGACUCGCGUUCAUCCUCUUCGGGGGACACGCGCUCGUGAGUAAUGGCAUUUCGGCCAGUAUGACGGGCUUGUUUCAGACGUUGUGUACGACGAGGGCGAGUACACGGUUGGAUGAUCUCGCCGCGAAGGGGUGUUUGGGGGGGAGGGAGAAUGUACCGGAGGAUUUGAGGAAUUUGAAGGUCAUGUUUGGGGAGAUAAGGGGGAGGGAUGGGGUUCGGAUGGCGGGGUUGGGGGAGGUGGAGGAGGUGGUGCCGUUGAAGAGGGGGGCGAUUUGAUUCAGCUUGGUGGUUGUGGAUGAGUGGAGUGAAUUGUUUAGAUGUUGUCAUCUUGAACGACUUUACUACGAAAUCUAGAACUAAUUAAUACCUUUAUUUUGUUAUGGUAUUCUUUCUUUCC